Molecule: messenger RNA, 573 nt
Organism: Symbiodinium necroappetens
Lineage: Eukaryota; Dinophyceae; Suessiales; Symbiodiniaceae
Source: the annotation of a GenBank genome assembly
AUGGCGAAGCGCCUGGGAGGGGCAUCCGGCCGUCCAGGAAAGGCUUCGCUGGACCGCGAGGAGCGCCUGGAGAAGCUGGUGAACUCUUGUGCCUUCGGAGGUGCGCCGGUUCCGGUCCCGGAGCCGGUCCCGGAGAAGCCGGGCAAGGCUUCGACUCUGCACCCCAAGAGCCCCCCGGGGGCACGCCCUGCCUCUGCCGGUGCCUCUCGGGCGCGGGGGAUCUCGCCGGGGAGGGGCAAACCGCCGCCUGCGAAUGCGCCUCCGAAGCCUGAGAGUAACAUACACACCUUGGCAUCCCUUGGUGAAAGUGGCAGCCGGCUUCAAGAUACAACGGAAGCAUACCGCCAGCAGCGCGGCACGACUGCCAAGAAAGUUACGGAUGUGGGCUACCAGUCGAUGACAGCCGAGAAGGCUGCAGAGGUUGACAAGGCAAGGGCGAAGGUUCGGGUGAAUUCACAUCGGUCCGCAAGCGUUCCAACAAAUGCCAACGUCUUCAGUGUCAGCGGCCAGCAGAUCUCGCAGGGUCCUGGUAAGCGUGUUGGAGGUAGAGGUAAGCAGCCAGGGGCAUUGUGA